AUGGCCCCUGCUACAUGUCGAGUACAACAACGGAUACAGCAAGCCAACUUCUCUGUGUCAAGCAGGAGAGCGGCACUGACCAGUCCACUCAACCUUCCGAAGUGGCUCGAGGAAAACUCCCACCUCCUCAAACCACCAAUCAACAACUACUGCGUCUACGCUGAUCCUCUGACCGUAAUGGUCGUCGGUGGUCCAAAUGCGCGGACAGACUACCACAUCAACUCAACUCCCGAGUUCUUCUACCAGUACAAGGGCCGCAUGCUUCUGAAGACAGUCCAGGACGGAGCAUUCAAGGAUGUCUACAUCAACGAAGGCGAGAUCUUCCUCCUACCAGGCAAUGUGCCGCAUAACCCGGUCCGCUUCGAGAACACCGUCGGCAUCGUGAUCGAACAACCGCGACCUGAAGACAGCGUGGAUACCCUGCGCUGGUACUGCCAGAACUGCGGCGACAAGGUGCACGAAGCCUCUUUCCACAUGAAGGAUCUUGGGACGCAGAUCAAGGCAGCUGUCAAUGAGUUCAAGAGCAACGAGGCCGCUCGCACCUGCAAGAAGUGCGGUGAGGUCUGCGAUGUUGCUCCAAAGGCUGAGCAGAUGGAGAAGAUGAGGAAUGGGUCUUGA
Saxophila tyrrhenica is the source of this 618-nucleotide messenger RNA. RefSeq names its product 3-hydroxyanthranilic acid dioxygenase (gene BNA1). Bases 1 to 618 code for a protein of 205 amino acids. NCBI's taxonomy places the organism in Eukaryota, Fungi, Ascomycota, Dothideomycetes, Mycosphaerellales, Extremaceae. The record is from RefSeq and is a predicted model, not a curated record. Gene Ontology annotation, molecular function: 3-hydroxyanthranilate 3,4-dioxygenase activity; iron ion binding. Gene Ontology annotation, biological process: quinolinate metabolic process; 'de novo' NAD+ biosynthetic process from L-tryptophan. Gene Ontology annotation, cellular component: cytoplasm. The transcript is spliced from 2 exons.